Messenger RNA from Thlaspi arvense, 2283 nucleotides. Lineage: Eukaryota; Viridiplantae; Streptophyta; Magnoliopsida; Brassicales; Brassicaceae. The record is from the annotation of a GenBank genome assembly.
AUGGAGGCUACGCCUAAGAAGAUUUUAGAAUUCAUGAACAUGAAAGACCUAACAAGAGCACAUGUAGCCAGCAAAUUACAGGGUGGAAUUGUUGACACUACGCAGAAGUACAGGAACUUCUUGCAGAAAGUUAAGGAGGAAGGCAUGCAAAGGGCACACAUGGCUAUGAACUGCAACUUUACACCAUCAUACAGCUACAAGACAAGCCUACUCAACAACAAUCGUUUCAAUUCCCAACCUGGCUACGGUCGUUGUCAAAUAUCUAGCCCCAUGAUGAACAACAGUGCUGGUUUCCAUGGCUCUGUCAACUACAUGAACCGUAGACCCACCAGUGAUCUAAGCCAAACCGGAUCCACUUUGUUGCCUAGGCUCGCCUUUUUACAUGGUAUGUUGCCUUUCAAAGAGGAAGAAAGAAGCAUGUCCAGAAGAUCUCAAGCUCCUAGUUUUGGACGAUAUGGUACAACAAUCGAUGUUCCGGGUAUGAACUCUAACCUUCCUACUGGUACUACGGGUAGUAAUCACAUUGGGAUCAACAUCAAUAAAAAUGGAAAUUUGGCUGGACUUGGUGGAAUAAGCGUUCAUGGUAAUGGUUAUGGUAAUGACUCUCUUGGUGGAAUAAGCAUUCAUGGUAAUGGUAUUGGCUUCCUUGGUGGAAUGGGAGUUCACGGUAAUGGCAUGAACGACUCUUUUGGUGGAAUAAGAGUUCAUGAUUAUGGCUCUUUUGGUGGAGUAAAUGCUCAUAGUAAUGGUAUCAGCUCUCUUGGUGGAAUGGGAGUUCACGGUAAUGGCAUGAACGACUCUUCUGGUGGAAUAAGAGUUCAUGAUAAUAGCUCUUCUGGUGGAAUAAGAGUUCAUGAUAAUAGCUCUUUUGGUGGAAUAAGAGUUCAUGAUACUGGCUCUCUUGGUGGAAUAAGAGUUCAUGGCAGUGAUAAUGGUAAUGGUUCUCUUGGUGGAAUAAGAGUUCAUGGUAAUAGCAAUAGUACUGGCUCUCUUGGUGGAAUAGGAGUUCAUGGUAAUGGCAUGAAUGGCUCUUUUGAUGGAAUGAGAGUUCAUGGUAAUAGUAACAGUACUGGCUCUCUCGGUGGAAUAGGAGUUCACGGUAAUGGCAUGAAUGACUCUUUUGGUGGAAUAAGAGUUGAUGAUAAUGGUAAUGGCAAUGGCUCUCUUGGUGGAAUGGUUCAUGGUAAUAGUAGCAGUACUGGCUCUCUUGGUGGAAUAAGAGUUCACGGCAGUGGUAUGAAUGACUCUUUUGGUGGAAUAAAAGUUCAUGAUGAUGGUUAUGGCAAUGGCAACGACUCUCUUGGUGGAAUAAGAGUUCAUGGUUAUGGUACUGAUAAUGGCUCUCUUGGUGGAACAAGAGUUCCAAGUAAUGGUAAUGACUCUCUUGGUGCAAUAAGAGUUGAUGAUAAUGGUAAUAGCAAUGGCAAUGGCUCUUCUGGUGGAAUGAUUUAUGGUAAUUGUAACAGUACUGGCUCUCUUAGUGGAAUAAGAGUUCACGGUGAUGCCAUGAAUGACUCUUUUGGUGGAAUAAGAGCUCAUGAUGAAGGUUAUGGCAAUGGCACUCUUGGUGGAAUAAGAGUUCAUAGUUAUGGUACCGAUAAUGGCUUUCUUGGUGGAAUAAGAGUUCAAGGUAAUGGUAAUGGUAAUGGCUCUCUUGGUGGAAUGGUUCAUGAUAAUGGAUCUCUUGGUGGAAUAAGGGUUCAUGGUAAUGGUACUGGUAUUGGUAAUGGUGAUGAAUCUCUUGGUGAAAAUUUUAGUGGCAUGGAUUGGAAUUUCGAUAACAGCAACAGGAGUAGCCAUGGAAGUUCAACUUCUGCAUUGUCAUCCUUCUUAGACAAUAAGGAUCAGUCACAGAACAACAUGAUUUCUGAAACCGAUGGUGUGGUUUCUUUAAUAGAGAAUCCAAUCAUAUUUAAUGAUCAUCAUGGCAUCAACGAGUUUUUUUGCGAUACAAUUAACUCGCAGUUUGAUCAGAGUCAGCAUCAAGGUGCAGUGACUGGUGAAAGUCUUGGAGUGUCUACUGCUUAUCCUCUUAAUAACCAUCAAGGUGAAGUGACUCGUGAAAGUCUUGGGGUGUCUACUGCUUAUCCUCUUAAUAACGGUAACCAUCAUGAAGAAACAUUGAACCCUACUGUUGCUAAUGGGGAAAUAUACUUUCCUAAUCGGGACACGAACAUCACAAAUCAGGAACAUAAUGUUGCGGAUUUGACGGAACUCCCAUUUGCAUUCGAUCAGGAUAUUGGCACUGACGACUUCCUGAACUCUUUGCUCUACCUGGCAUGA